Molecule: messenger RNA, 3169 nt
Organism: Spodoptera litura
Lineage: Eukaryota; Metazoa; Arthropoda; Insecta; Lepidoptera; Noctuidae
Gene: PPP1R15
Product: Protein phosphatase 1 regulatory subunit 15
Biological process (GO): response to endoplasmic reticulum stress
Cellular component (GO): endoplasmic reticulum; protein phosphatase type 1 complex
Molecular function (GO): protein phosphatase regulator activity
Source: RefSeq, a predicted model, not a curated record
AUUUUUAUCUGUCAUUCCUUUAUUUCUCACAAAAUGGCUGAACUAUAGAGACGUGUACUAAAGUUAUAAUCGUCAUAAUGGAGCUUAAUAACGUUCAAUAUACCAACAAAAACAAGUGUUUAAGUAAUUUUUCGACCACAGACGUGUUGAUUUGCGAAGUUAAAUCUACAACAGUGUGUAUACCCGAAGUGAUUUCGUUUCGUGAACGCGUGUGGAUUUCCCCUGAUUAUCCUUUACAAUCUAUCAAAAACAUCACCAAGUGCUGCAGAUUCGUACAUCGGCCUUCUCCGGACAUUGUUCAAGAUUCUAGAGUCUCAACAAUGUGCGCGUGAGUGAAAAUGCCCUAACUGUGAUUUAGUUACAAGUGUAUAGAAAAUAGUGUAAGAAAUAAAAAAAACAAAGAUGAAUUUUGCUGCUAAUCGCCCCGAUAGACGCGCCGUUUACAACCCUAGCCCUCCGUAUUCCAUCGCCAACUUCCACACAGAAACAAAGAAGGAAAUGAGGCACUCGUUCGGCGAGGAUAUUUUCUUAGUACCCAACAACCUUCAUCUAAUUCCGGAUCCUUUGAUGAAGAAUUUGGCUGAUACGAUCAUUACAGAGGAAAAAAUGGCGCCUAAAUCCAAAUUAAAUAGCAAAAUUGAUGUGAAAACAGAAGAAGACAUUCAUAUUGAACCUGAUUACUCCCCUUUAUCAGGCAUUACAAGUUUCUUUGCUGGCGUCAUGAACGUAAUUACCAGCGCGAUGUUUAGUAAGCGGAAACAAGCUGAUUUCGUUGCGCCGCCGGUCCACCAGAUGGCGGCACCGACGAUGUGGCAUCCCGCCAAAGUUUUGGAUGAAAAUAAAAUUGUUCAAGAUGAAAAUCGUUCGGGUGAUAACUCUAGUAAGUUUUCGGCGUCAGAAAUGACGGACUGUAAGAAGGCGGCGGCCCAUUGUCAGAGCAAACUCGACCAGGUCCGCCUCCUACUCGGUACCAAGCCUGUACCAUGCAACAGCUGGGCCCGGAGACGACCCAAGCGGAUGUUUGUGGAAGCCAGCUCUGUAGAAGACUGUUUCGAAGAUGCCUUCUCGCCAGAAGACUUUGAAAACAUUGCCAAAAACUCCUACAUUGAAUACUCCAGUCCUGUGUGUUUCCAUGACAAUGCCUUCCAUGAAAUUGAUGCCCCUAAGGUCAAAACCGAGAUUGGAAUGCCUUCUGAAGCCACUACCAACCCUCCUAAACCAAUUAUCGAGCCUCCACAAAUCUGUGAGACCACAGAAAUUGUUAAAAAUGUACCUGAAAUUAAAACUACCAAUGAUAGUAAGCUAAUUAAUGAAACAAAGCAAGAGUUGGUCGCUUCUUGUGAAGACAAGCUCAGCAAGCUGAAGGCACUGAUGCAGGAGCGGAAAAAUAAGUCAAAAUCACCAAUUCCUAUUCCAGAACCUGAACCUGUGAAGGUCACAGAACAUAUUGACCUACCAAAGCCUAGAACACCUACUAAAGUAAAGGACAAAAGGUUUAAGAACCCCAACCGCACCUGCAGUAAGCGAACAAAGUCUAAAAUGAGGAAGAGCAUCCUGGACGACUUGCAAUUUGCAAAUGAGAUCUGCAUUGAUGAAAUUGUCACUCCUGAAAACUCCCCAUCAAUUGGUUCCUUCGAUAAGUACAGUACAACACCGGAACCGGAGAAAGAUUACUUUGAUGAAGUUUCUGGACGUUUCAACCCAGGUUCCGUACCAGAAAGCGAGGAUUCCUUCCAAAUUGUAUUCAAUGAUGCUCCUAAGUUACGUAGAACAUCGGACUGCGAAUCAGAAGACUCUUUUAUCGUGUUUGAGGAUUCACCGGACAGCUGCUACACAUCAAAUGAUGUGUUUGGAGAUUCCAGUGACUCUGAGGAGUAUGACAGUGAUUCAGAUGACAUGAGUGACUCUGGCUGUGGAAAUUUCUCAUUGGCGGCUUCGCAGUUGUCUAAAAGUGUCAAUAAUUUGGCGGAUGACAGCCUGUAUGAUGAGAGUGAUGCAGAAGAUGAAGUGGACUGUGCUAAUGUGACAUUGUGUGAUAGAGUGGGUGUUGGUGAGGUAGCGGAGUUGGAGAGUGAGAAAUCCAGUGGUCUCCUGCUGGAUGAUAGAAAGAAGAAGUUACGAAGAGCGUUACCAGCUAAGAAGGUCCACUUCUCGGAACAGCCUCCGAAGGUCCACGUGAUGAGAGUCUGGUCGUUCGCAGCUCGACAGGCCAGGGCUGGUCAUUGGGAGAGAUACGCCUUAGAUCGGGACAGAUUCAAGCGACGGAUUGCAGACGUAGACAUGGCUGUCUCCUGGGUCCUCAAACCUCAACAUCGUUCUCGAGUCAUGUUCCAACGCUUCAUGCCUUGGUGGAACGCCUUGAAGCGGAAGGAAAUCGCCGAAAAGAAGGAACUGGAAGCCCUCGAGAAGGCCAAAAGACAAGAAUUAGAGAAACUUGAAUCAGGUAAUGUCGACACCGCCCAGGAUGGUGAUGAAGAAGAUUGUAAAGAACCACAACCUCCUAUGUCCGUUCUAGAAGAGAACAAUAAGAAUAAUGUCAAAGUAGAUUUGACUGAUAAUGUAAAUAGUUACCAAAUUGUUCCCGUUAAAGAAAAGAUUUUAGAUUUGUGCACAGAUUAUAAAGUGCCGGCCGUUGAAACUUGACAGGAGUGACUGUUCGCGUUCUUAGUCUAUGGUGACGGGUAGCUCUGGUUUUAGAAAGAAAAUUUAAAAAGUAUUUGGCCCUAAAUCGAUCGGUCUGUUUGGUUAUAUUUUUUAUUAUAAAAAGUAUACUUUUAAAUUGAUAUGGGUAUUUAAAUAAAAUUCGAAAAUGUUUAAAAAAAAAUUUGACACGCUUAAGUUCACGACUUAUUGUAAACUAGCUUCUGCUAGCUGGUUUGUCCGCGUUUCCGUGGAAUAAAACUAGCCUAUGUGUUAUUCCAGACCAUAAUCUACCUCUGUUCCAAAUUUCAUCGCGAUCCCUUCAGCCGUUUUGACGUAAUUGAGUAACAAACAUAUAGACAAACUAUCGCAUUGAUAAUAUCAAUUGGGUUGAUUAUAAUUCUAUAGUUUAAGUAAUUUUAAGCGUGUCUGGCUAUGGCAGGCUUGCAUUGCUUAAAUUAUGUUUUAUGUAUAUUGUACAGUGGCAUUAAGUUAACUAAAAUCGCGGGUUACUCACGUGAAUAUACUG